AAUAUGUUGAACAUGAACUGUUCCCUAGACUUUCAACUAAGCAGAGGAGUAUAACAACCAACGAAACGUCCAAACUUUUCAAAACCUGUGAACUGUCAAUAAAUUUAUACGAUUUUUUUUAUCAUUGUGUGAUAAGAUAGACCAUCAACAAACGGCCUUUUUCCAAUGAUUACCUUUCCCCAGGUGUAUGAGUAAAAAGCAAAUCUAGGAUUUCUCUGGCAGCAAACAAUUUGCGGCCGAUUUAAAACAGACUUGUUCGAACUGUCUGAUAGUGCUAACGUGUUUGACAAGAAUUGUGAGCUUUCAAUUCAAUGUGAUUGGUUAUAAAUACUACGAAUAAAAUCUGGGUGAUCAAAAUCAAUUAUUUAAUCUAAUCUUUUCCAACACUUUUUACCAAGUGACAAGAAAUAUUCACAUUUAUUUACAGUUUUGUUUCCAUUGUUCGGGGAUCAAAAAAAUGAAAUGUGCUUUGUGAUGAUUGUUUCUCCAUAUUAACCUUCAAACCGUAAAAUUUCAAAUGAAGUAUUCAAAAUUAUUUUCGCUUCGAGUGUUUUAUUUGACAUUGAUAAUAAGCACAAUAGUGCUGUACACAGUGUCGGUGACUGUUUUUGAUGCGAAGACUGUUAUUAUUGCUGAUCCCGUUUCUACUUCGAAGCCUGUUGUUGAUGUUGAGCCCGUUUUUAAAGCUAAAACCGACCAGAAGAUAGAAGUGAAUGGAACAGAUUGUCUUCAAUCUACCAACAAUCCUAAUAAUGAUGGACAUGAUGGGAUUUUGGAUGAUAUUUCGAAUUCAACAGUGAAACCAGUCCAUGGAAGAUCAAUAUUCUUUCUUAUGACAAAGAAUUCCGGAAAAGAUGUAUCUCUGUUGGCAGGUCAAUCUUGUGCCAUUGAAUCGGCUGCUUUUCGUCAUCCGAAUCGAAAUGUCUUCGUCCUAUUUGCAUCGCCUGUUAAAUUUGCCACAGAGACGCAGUCAGCAACACUUGCUGUUCUACGUUCGUACACAAAUAUACAUUUUAUGAAUAUGAACCUGGACACAUUUGUUAAAGGCACACCAGCGGAGGACUUUUAUCGAAGUGGAAGGAUCUUUUCUUCUACUCAUUUGGUUGAACACAUGUCCGAUUUCUUGAGACUUUUGGUCCUGUAUAAAUAUGGUGGUAUUUAUCUUGAUACGGAUGCUAUUGUCCAAAAGAACAUGGAUGGAUUGCCCGCGAACUUCUUGGGAAAAGAAGCGUAUGCAGGAACGAAAAUCAAUGGCAUCAACGGAGCGGUGAUUGGUUUCCAAGAUCAAGAUGGUCACGAAAUACUGGAGCUAUGUCUGAACGAUUUGAUAACAAACUUCAACUCAACUGGAUGGAAUCAAAAUGGGCCUGCUCUCCUUACACGGGUGUUAGUAAAUAAAGUUUGCCACACGAGCUUAGCAGAAAUGACUCCAGAAAAGUGUCGUGGAUUGAAAGUGUUCCCACCGGAGGAAUUUUAUGCGAUAAAUUACGACGAUUGGCCAUACUUUCUCGAUGUACGUCACACUGAAUUUGUCCUUGAAGCGACUAGCAAUUCAUCGGUCGUCCACUUAUGGAAUCACUUUUGGCGAAAAAAAAUGAUCACAAAAUCCAAAUCUAAAUUAAGAACUGCAUAUGAAGCCAUCGCCGAAAAAGAUUGCCCGAAAGUAUUCAUCACAUCUGGUGAUUAUUUCUAAUAAUCAAUCAAAAUGAGCAGAAAAAAUAUCAUAUUGAUAGACGUAUCUCGCUGCUUGUUAUAUUCAGUCUGUGAUUAGAAAAUGAAAUCAAUAAAUAAAUUGCGACGAAUAAGAUCUAUCGAAUAAGUGUAGUAAAAUUAUCACAAACACCGAAUCGAAUCAUUUUCUGAAAGCAUCUAUAGAUUCUAUAGAACGUUGCUAAUGAUGCUAUAAUUAGAUUGAAUAAGAUGACAAUAAUUUGAAAAUGUAUAUAAGUACUAUGUAUGGUAUCUCUUUCAAAAAUGUUAUUUUUAGAAGAAUCAUCAAACAUUUUCAGUCCAUCUGAAAAUUAUCAGUCAUAAUAAAUAGAAUUUUACAAAA
Messenger RNA from Sitodiplosis mosellana (orange wheat blossom midge), 2053 nucleotides. Its product is annotated as lactosylceramide 4-alpha-galactosyltransferase-like. Gene Ontology annotation, biological process: glycosphingolipid biosynthetic process. The record is from RefSeq and is a predicted model, not a curated record. Gene Ontology annotation, molecular function: alpha-1,4-N-acetylgalactosaminyltransferase activity. Lineage: Eukaryota; Metazoa; Arthropoda; Insecta; Diptera; Cecidomyiidae. The coding region runs from base 518 to 1693 and encodes 391 amino acids. The transcript has 4 exons.